AUGAGCGAAAUAAAAAUAAAUGGGAAAGAUCUCGAUUUCAAUAGUAUAUUUCCCACUUGUAUAAAUGGAUUCAAUUGGGCGCCACAUCUUCAUACCGGAAAUCAGUUAUUUCAUAAACUUACAACGUUGUGUAGUGCGUUCCGUCUUGAAGUAACAAGUCAUACACUUAGUGAUCACAGUUUUAUUAAUAAUUGUAAUAUUCUUAGUCUAUAUUUGGAUCAUAUUACAAAACGUAUAAAUGAUGAUAAUAAAGAAGCAUGUUGCAAAUACUUCUAUUAUAAGCUAAAAAAAUAUAUACUAAAUAAUCGUGAUUGUAAUUGCAGUGGAUCUAAGGAUUGCUAUGAAAAACUUAUAGAAAAAAUUGGAAUUAAUUCCGAAGCACAAAUAUCUGAUAUAUGUUGGAAUCAUGUUAUCAAUAUUGACACUGAUACAUUUAGUACGUUGGAAAAACUUGAUAAUCUGUAUAGCACUUUUAACACAUUUAAUAAUGCUGCAUUACCCAACAAAUCUGACAUUUAUAAAUUUAUAUAUGCUUUGAAAGACUUAGAAAAAUCCAUAGAUAAAUAUCACGACAGUUUUAAAUUAUCACUACAACAGGCCAAUGCAGAUUAUAUAAGUUUUGUGAAGACAUUGGAAGAAAAAGGUCCCCAAGGGAAAAUCUUAUUAAUAUAUCUUAAACAGGAUGGCUACAUAAAUGGAAUAUUGAAAGUAGUUUUAGGAACGAAUGAAAAGGAAGAGUCUACAGAAGGAAACACGAAUAUUGGUGCAAUUAUAGACGCUUAUACAGAUUCUGGUGCAGGUACUGGCACAGGAAUAGUUAUUUUAACAUUUGCAAUAUUAGUAACUGUAUAUAUAUUGUAUAAGUAUACCCCUUAUUUUUCAUUUUUAAAACCAAGAGUAAGGAAAUUAAGAAAAGUGCUGAAAAAAAAUAACAAAAAUUAUCUGGAUUUUAUGGGUAGAUUUGACGUUGAAUACAAAAAUUCAAUUGAUGAUGAGCAUAAAAUAUCAUAUAGUUCAGCUAAUUAUAGGCACUAA
Messenger RNA from Plasmodium gonderi, 1035 nucleotides. RefSeq names its product variable surface protein. The transcript is spliced from 3 exons. The record is from RefSeq and is a predicted model, not a curated record. NCBI's taxonomy places the organism in Eukaryota, Apicomplexa, Aconoidasida, Haemosporida, Plasmodiidae. The coding region runs from base 1 to 1035 and encodes 344 amino acids.